Messenger RNA from Penicillium salamii, 357 nucleotides. The record is from the annotation of a GenBank genome assembly. NCBI's taxonomy places the organism in Eukaryota, Fungi, Ascomycota, Eurotiomycetes, Eurotiales, Aspergillaceae.
AUGCGUGUCACCAUGGCUCUCUGCAACGCCCGCACCCCCCUCAUCCGCUUCAUUGGCAAGCGUUCUACUCCUAAGUCCAUUGACCACACUCCUCGCGUCCACCCGGCUUCCCCCACUGGUGCUCUCCCCGACUCUUUCGCCGCCUACCGCGCCAAGGCCCAGCAGCACGGUCCCCUCGGUCGCUCCUCCUUCAACAGCACCAUUGGCGGCCACUCGGGCGCGUCCCUGGGCCCCGUUAAGCCCCAGGCCGGCGAGUUCUUCGAUCGUUCUGAGCUGCCCUCCCGCUUCGGCCGUCUCCCCUGGACUCAGGCCGAGAUGGAGGCCAUCGAGACUGGCGGCGCGAGCAUGUUCGCUUAA